This is a messenger RNA of Penicillium salamii, 342 nucleotides long. Lineage: Eukaryota; Fungi; Ascomycota; Eurotiomycetes; Eurotiales; Aspergillaceae. The record is from the annotation of a GenBank genome assembly.
AUGUCCGCCCGCCGUCCUCACAAUCAGUCCUACGCCGAUGUGGCCGCAAAGCCCGCGCCGCAAGGCAAGUCCGACGUGACCCCAGCCGUCCCCGCCUUAUUCUCUUCGGUGUCUAGAGAUGUGAUUUAUAAACUCCUCGGCUUCACAGCAGCCAUGGUGGCUGGCCCCAUUGGGAUGUACUUCCUGACCGUGAACACUAUCUUUAGCGGAAGCUCAACACUGGCCGGAAUUACUGCGGCCGUUACCGCAAACGUGGUCUUGUUCGCAUACAUCUACGUUGCCUGGAUGGAGGACCAAGAGGACAGACAAGCACCCAAGUCAGACUCCAAGAAGGCGCAAUAG